This is a messenger RNA of Phycodurus eques (leafy seadragon), 801 nucleotides long. RefSeq lists its product as uncharacterized. Bases 1 to 801 code for a protein of 266 amino acids. Gene Ontology annotation, molecular function: RNA polymerase II transcription regulatory region sequence-specific DNA binding; DNA-binding transcription factor activity, RNA polymerase II-specific. The record is from RefSeq and is a predicted model, not a curated record. NCBI's taxonomy places the organism in Eukaryota, Metazoa, Chordata, Actinopteri, Syngnathiformes, Syngnathidae. Gene Ontology annotation, biological process: regulation of transcription by RNA polymerase II. The transcript has 3 exons.
AUGUUUCCUCUGCAUGGCGUCAACGCCGCGAUGCUGCUGGAGCUCCACCAGCAGAUGGCGCCACAGUACAGCAGCGUCUACGCGGCCAGCCCCGCAGCGCGCACCCUGUCGGUGGCUGAAAGACUUGCAGAACUUAUACUUGAGGCACGCUAUGGGAACCAGCAGAAGCAGCGCCGCAGCCGCACGGCCUUCACGGUGUCCCAGCUGCAGGCUCUGGAGAAAGCUUUUGAGCAGACCCAGUACCCUGAUGUCAGCAUGAGAGAGAGGCUCGCUGUUUGCAUCAACCUGCCCGAGGCGCGCAUUCAGGUGUGGUUUAAGAACAGGAGAGCAAAGUUUCGCAAAGGUCAAAGGUGCGUACCCCUCUCCAAAGACAAAAAUACAGAGGAGGCACUAAAUGACAGCAAGCUGGGAGAGGAGGGGGACCGACAAGACAUGGACGCAUCGCCCACUGAAAGCAACAUCGCACUCAGGCCAUGUCUGCCUCCCACUACCGUGUCAGAUAAAAGAAGAGAUAUUUGCCCCCGUACAAACUCUCAUCUCAUCUCCAGCUGCCCCCUACGACUCCCCUCCCCUCCACUUUUCCCUUUCAUCCCAGGCCAGAGUUAUAGCCACCCACCUCGCCAGCCACUUUUUGGGAUGUUUUCCACAGAGCUUGUAGCCCCUCCAGAGUUCUGGCCCUUCAUACAGCAGCAGAGCCAGAGCCUCGGGGCUCCUCUGUCAGCCAUGACUAAAAACUGUAGCCUCUCCCUUCAGACUGCUUGUUCCAGUAAAGCUGUGCUGUAUCCUAACUUGGGCUUGUAA